This is a messenger RNA of Colletotrichum truncatum, 786 nucleotides long. RefSeq names its product peroxidase. The record is from RefSeq and is a predicted model, not a curated record. NCBI's taxonomy places the organism in Eukaryota, Fungi, Ascomycota, Sordariomycetes, Glomerellales, Glomerellaceae. Gene Ontology annotation, molecular function: peroxidase activity; heme binding. Gene Ontology annotation, biological process: response to oxidative stress.
AUGCCUUCCGUUUACAAGCUCACCUCGCUUCUUCCAUUACUCUUGUCAAUUGCGACAACAUGUCAUGCACGAACCUGUCCCCCAGUUUGGACAAAGGUUGCAGCAGACCUCAAAGAAUCCUUCACCGGUUGCCCUGCCGAGGCGAGACAGGCAAUGCGCGCCGCUUUCCAUGACUGUUUUCCCGGGUCAUGCGACGGCUCUUUAAUUUUGGCCAACGAAUGCCUCGACAGGGAGGAAAAUGCUCAGAUUCAACCAAUCUGUGAACUGUUGGGCCAAAAGGCGAUUGACUACGGUGUCAGCACUGCUGAUAUGAUACAAGCAGCGGCAGCCUUUGGCGUUGCUGCUUGCGCGGGUCCCAAAAUUCAUUUCUUUGUUGGUCGUAAAGAUUCCACUAAGCCCAACGCCGAGGGGACGCUGCCGACACAAGACUCAGACGCUGCAACCCAAAUCAAAGCCUUCAAGAAGAAAGGCUUUACAUCGACGGAUCUUGUGGCUCUUGUAGGGGCACAUAGUGCAGGCGUGAGCAUGCAGGAGUUGUCUUUCGAUUCGACACCCGAGACCUUGGACAGCACCGUAUUCUAUCCUGAGACAUCCCGCGAGGAGACGCCCACCUCUCUGGGUAGCGACUUUGCUCUCAGCAAUUCUAGUGAAACCAAAAACAUUUGGAAGGGUUUUGGUACGAGCCAGACACGGUGGAACACCGCAUUCAAGCUAGCCAUGGCAAAGAUGAGCAUUAUGGGUAAUGACUUGGGUAAACUUACCGACUGCUCAAAAUUGUUGAAAUAA